UCAAUUGUCAGAAAAUCAGCUGAUUGUCAAGCAAUUUCAUUAUAUCGACAGCUCAAGCAUCAUUUUUCUAAAAUAUUAUUGCUUAACUGCAGAGUCGUGUUUUUUUUACAUUGAAAAUGCAAAAGAUUUUUAUUGGCUUAAUCUUUUAGUAUUAUAUGAAUAAUGGCAUCCACAAGCCAGUCAAGGAACAAUAUUUAUUACGAAGACCCGCCACCGGGCGCGCUCAAAGACGAUGAGUUUUUUUGCACAGAGAGGAUAGUGCCCCGCAAAAUAAAACCCCAGAACCUUGUCAUAAGGCUUAUGGACAGAGAAAUUUACGGAUCUCGUAAACCUGGAUCUCAUUUUCAUGUUGUUCGAGAGUUUUAUCAAAAUGUGUUUCCUAAUUUAACAAUUGUUAACGUAGAAAAGCCUCCUUGCUUCCUGAGGAAGUUUAGCCCGGACGGCAAGCAUUUUAUUGCAUUUUCUGCUGAUCAAACUUCAUUAGAGAUUUACGAAUACAGAGGCGCAUCAGCUGCAGGAGACUUAGUUGCUGGUUACCCCUCAGACUUAUUAAAUGCUGAUGCUGAUGCUCAUCAUAGAAUACGCACACAUAUAUUUUACAGAUUUUUUAAGCCAAAAUUCACUGUGAAUGUAUGCCAGCAACGGGAGGUUCCUAGACCUGAUCGCAAUGCUGGGCUAAUAUUACCCUUUAUAGACCAGCAGCUAAACAGAGAGUGCAGCUUAUUCACUGAGGAUGGCAGAUAUGUUAUAGUUGGCUCCGCAGCACAUAUCCCUGAUGAUCUUAGACCUCAUUUUUAUCACAUUCAUACCAAUAAUGAAGCUGUUACACCAACUAUUAGAUCUGCACUUGAAGAUUAUUCUCUUCAUUUGGUUGAUUUACACCAGGGCAAGCUAUGUGACACAAAAAAUUUUAGAAUAGAUAAGAUUUAUCUCUCCCAUAAUCAAGGCAUUUACUUAUACAAAGAAGUCCUGGCUGUACUUUCUGUGCAACACCAAACAAUACAUUUGUUUCAAAUAGUGGAGGGCAUGCUCAUAGAAAUUAGAAAGAUCGGAAGAUUCUGUUUCGACGACGAUCCAUUUGUCAUAAAUUCUGUCUUCCCACCAAUAAUGAUCGAAAGACCUUUCCAUGAAGAAACAAUAAAUUGUCUUAAGCAUAGGUUACUUGUCUUCCUCUUUAAAAGAGCAAAAACAAUUAGUGACGAAACAGGAGACCCCUUAGAACUGAGGAAGUUUUACAAAUACUUUGACAUGUUCAGAAGUUUGCGAAUGUGGAAGAUGCAACUGUUGGAUGAAGAUCACCUUUUUAUAAAGUAUGCAAGUGAAGAAGUCGUGACAUUGCGUGUUGCCGAACCUAACAGUCAAUCCUCAUUUUUCGUAAUUUAUAACAUAAGUGAAAGCAAGAUUUUGGAAGUAUACGAAAAUACCUCAGAAGGGUUGUUGCAGCUAUUCGAGAACUAUUGCGAUUGCUUCAGGAAUGCGAGGCUAUGUGCUGAUUCACAAUUUACGUGUUCACCAUCCAAUAACUUGUAUGCGAGAUUAACUCAGCAGAGGUUUAAGCAAACAAUCGUAAGAGCGAUUUACGGAGGACGAACGGAAGCCACGAAACGCAUUUUAGCGCAGUUACCGAUAAGCGCACAGUCUUACAGUGGCUCGCCGUACUUAGAUCUAGGACUAUUCAGUUACGACGACAAGUGGGUCUCUGUGAUGGAGAGGCCUAAAGCUUACGGAGAAUAUCCUAUCAGAUUUUAUGCACGUGACUCCGGGCUCCUAAAAUUCAAGAUCUACGCCGGUGUUCUAGGGCAGUCAGUACCAGCGAGUGCACGGAGACUCGUCGCCUUCACUUUCCAUCCGACUGACCCCUUUGCCAUCAGUGUGCAAAGGACCAAUUCUGAAUAUAUCGUCAAUUUUCAUAUAAGAAAUGCUGUAUUCAGUUGAUGAAUCAAAUUCAGAUGAUACUUUUAUUUUAAGUGUUAAUUAUAAUUUGUAAAAAAUAGGUACUACUGUGUGGUAUCGGACUUAAACUGUUUUCCAUAGUUUAUUUUAUAUUUUAAAUAUCAGACGGCUGAAAAGCGUAGAUGUUACUUUGCGUCAAGGUUUGCUAUUUUCAUACUUCUUAGCUACUGACAUUAAAUGAACUACAUAAUA
Trichoplusia ni (cabbage looper) is the source of this 2145-nucleotide messenger RNA. RefSeq names its product DET1 homolog (gene abo). Gene Ontology annotation, cellular component: nucleus; cullin-RING ubiquitin ligase complex. The record is from RefSeq and is a predicted model, not a curated record. Gene Ontology annotation, biological process: protein ubiquitination; positive regulation of proteasomal ubiquitin-dependent protein catabolic process. Bases 163 to 1935 code for a protein of 590 amino acids. Gene Ontology annotation, molecular function: ubiquitin-like ligase-substrate adaptor activity; ubiquitin protein ligase binding. NCBI's taxonomy places the organism in Eukaryota, Metazoa, Arthropoda, Insecta, Lepidoptera, Noctuidae. The transcript has 5 exons.